Molecule: messenger RNA, 3161 nt
Organism: Sordaria macrospora k-hell
Lineage: Eukaryota; Fungi; Ascomycota; Sordariomycetes; Sordariales; Sordariaceae
Source: the annotation of a RefSeq genome assembly
AUGUCUUCCCACGACAAGAAUGGAAAGGCUACCUCGAGCGGCAAGGCCUCCUCCUUCUUCUCGAGAGCUACCGGCAAGAACAAGGCCGACAAACGAAACCCGAGUGAUGAGGGCGGCCGAUACCUUGCCGCCGACAACGACGCCGCCAGUACCCAUACCGCGCGCAGCUCGCGCCACUACCGAGACUCGUCCGUAAUAUCCCUGGACCGGCCCGACACCCCCGAAUCUGGCCUCAACGUGACGGCAGGGGUUGUCACGACGAUCCCCUAUGACGCUGUCCCCCCCGACCGUCGCUCUCCCGUUGCCCUCGACCACCUUCCCAGGCCCGACCAGAUGCCCGUAAGGCGAGACCUCCUACCACACCACCUAAACAAAGGCACCGGUGACUACCACCAGUAUCCCAUCAUCGACCAAGGCCCAAACUCCCCCUAUAAUGGGAAUUCACCCAGCGCAUCAAGUUCGCGCUCGACUCUCGCUUCCGCUAAUAUCACCAUGGCCUCGACGGGCCGCCAGGCCCAGUACCAGCAAUGGGGGCCGCCAAGAGAGAGCAGUUUGCCCGGAUACAAUCCCAAUUCCAGAGGCCAUUCGUACAUGACGACCCGCAGCUCGGGCGACAAUGCCAGCAUCUACUCAGGUAGGGACGGUCCCUAUCAAGAAGCCCCAGGAACCAGCCAUCGCUCAUCCAGGAUAGGACUCCCUAGUACUUCGUCUCAGUCAUCCUACCUUUCUCACCAUUCCCAUAGGGACAGAGAUACCCAGCGGUUAACCAAGGUCGCUGCCGGCCAUCAGGGCUCCGAAGGAUUCAACUUCCCCAAGCCAGACGAUGACAAUGUGAUCGAACAGAUGUUCAUAAACCUGAUGCAAAAGCGAGGAUGGCACAACCUCCCCGACCAGGCCAAGCGCCAGAUGAUCGCAUACCCCGCCGCAAAGAAAUGGACGUUGAUUUACCAGGACCGACUCACCGAGUGGCAGGGCGAACAGAAGCGCAGACAGACGGCCAAGAUUGGCCAAUACAACAAUGUCGAUAUCACCCAAUCCUCCGAUGACGAAGGCAGCCCCGAAUGGUAUGUGCGCAAGGUUAUGGAAAACGCUCUGGACAGUAAAGGACUCGGAGGUCUGGAAGUCAACCUUCGAACACAACAGAUCGGCUGGGUCAAGCGCUUCAUCGACUGUCAGGGACAAAUAGCCUUAACCAAUGUCCUGCUAAAGAUGAACCGAAGGACUGCCCUCGGACCUGCUCAGCCGGACAAUGGGAGGCUGGAUAAAAACCUGGACCGAGAAUAUGACAUUGUCAAGUGUCUCAAGGCUCUCAUGAACAACAAGUUCGGCGCAGACGAUGCGCUAGCUCACCAACAGGUUAUUGUGGCUCUGGCCAUCUCCCUGAUAUCACCUCGACUCACCACCCGGAAGCUCGUCAGCGAAGUCUUGACAUUCCUCUGCCACUGGGGCGAAGGCAAGGGCCAUGUUAAGGUCAUCGAGGCCAUGGACGUCGUCAAGGCCCAGCAAGGCGAAAACGGGCGCUUCGAUGCUUGGAUGCGCCUUGUUGAGGUCACUGUCGACGGCCGUGGAAAGAUGGGCAGUCUGGUUGGUGCCAGCGAGGAGGUACGAAGUGGUGGCAUUGGCAUGGAGAAUCUGCUCAUGGAAUACGCCGUUGCUACACUCAUCUUGGUCAACAUGUUGGUCGAUGCCCCUGAGAAGGACCUGCAGCUGCGCAUCCACAUUCGGGCGCAGUUCACGGCCUGUGGCAUCAGGCGCAUCUUGAACAAGAUGGAGGCCUUUCAGUAUGAGCUGAUCGACAAGCAAAUCGAGCGGUUCCGCUCCAACGAAGCUAUCGACUAUGAGGAUAUGCUCGAGCGUGAGAACAGCAGCAUCAAAGAUAGUAUCGAAGGUGAGGUUAAGGAUCUCAACGACCCGGUACAAAUCGUAGAUGCCAUCCAGCAGCGGUUACAUGGAACCAAGACGCAGGACUACUUUGUAUCUGCUCUCCAGCAUUUGCUGUUGAUCAGGGACAAUGAUGGCGAGGAGAGACUGCGCAUGUUCCAGCUGGUGGACUCCAUGCUCAGCUAUGUAGCGAUGGACCGCCGGUUGCCGGACAUGGACCUCAAGCAGAGUCUCAACUUCACUGUUCAAAGUCUGUUAGAUAAGCUCCAUACCGACUCUGAAGCUCGUCAGGCUCUAGAUGAGGCCCUCGAAGCGCGGCAGAUAGCGGAUGCCGCUAUGGCGGAGAGGGAUGAGAUGAAGGAGAGACUAGCAUUGGGAGCGGACGGUCUUGUGGCUAAGCUACAAAAGCAGAUCGAUGAGCAGGCCAUGUUCAUUGAGGCCCAGAAAAGACGUGCCGAGGGCCUCAAGUCGGAGCUUGCCAGCUUGCAGACCCUCCGGGCAAAGGAGGCGCAACGCUACGAGCUAGAGACCCGCGAACUAUACCUCAUGCUUCGCGAUGCUCAAGAUGUAGCUGCCUCUAACGCCACCAAGGGCAAUACUAAGCUUGGUGAGGAAGACGUGGCCCGCAUGCAAGGCAUCCUCGAUCGUGAGAGGCUUCUUGAACGCCUCCAAAUGCAGAUUGAGCGCCAAAAGACGCAGUUUAAGCUUGAAGGGAGAGUAUGGGGCGAGAUGAUUGGCCCUUCGGAUAGGCUCCGAGCUCUACGGGAGGAGAUGGAUGGCUUUGGGGAGGAGACACCGGAGGGUGCGCCACCCAACGACUUCACCAAUUCCAUGCUUGGCAGCGUCAAGAGGUCGACCAAGAUACCCAGAAAGCCUGUUGGUACCCGGGCAGAACAUGUCGAGAACCUUCUCGAGGAAAGCGAUGUCGAGGUCGGCGACGACGGCGAGAUUGUGUACGAGAAGCCUCGCGUGGUCAAGAUCAGGAGGCCCGUCGUGGAUCCCAAGCAGGCCAAUGGUAUGGUGUUCAACGAACUCACUGGAAAGGUCAAGAGGUACGAUGCCAGCGACUCCGAGGAAGGAUAUGGUAUCACCACCGGUCCCUCGCAUCCCAGCAUGGAGUCUCAGACACCUAUCACCCCCAGCGAUACUGAGACUCCCAAGAUCCAAGUCACCGAUGCUACUGCGCCAGCUGCGGCUCCGGGUCCUCCUCCUCCACCACCUCCGCCGCCUCCGCCUCCGCCGCCUCUGGCCACCUGCCUGGUGCCCGGCUCCGAUUCCCG